Molecule: messenger RNA, 1993 nt
Organism: Doryrhamphus excisus (bluestripe pipefish)
Lineage: Eukaryota; Metazoa; Chordata; Actinopteri; Syngnathiformes; Syngnathidae
Gene: tnfb
Product: tumor necrosis factor b (TNF superfamily, member 2)
Biological process (GO): immune response
Cellular component (GO): membrane
Molecular function (GO): tumor necrosis factor receptor binding
Source: RefSeq, a predicted model, not a curated record
CCAUGUUUUGGAAGAACUCCAGCAAAGUGAAUUUUCUUGCAUUGUUUCCUGCGUGGUCCAGGUUUCCUCGUUUGGCUGCGUCCUGUCUCCACUUUCACAGUGACAUCACGGGAGUUUCCCUCCUACACGGGCAUAAAUAGGCCAGGCCCUCUGGCUGCUGCUUCACUCCGCUAGUAGCACAGCUAAGACAAACCGGCCUAGCGUGUGCAAGCAUCACAGCCAAACAACAUGAUGAUGUACACUUCGGCACCGGCAGACCCGGAGGCGCCCCUGGAGGAGAAGAGGGUGGUGGUGGUGGAGAGGAGGUCCUUGGCCGGAUGGAUGUGGAAGUUGUCCGCAGGCCUCCUGGUGGCCGCCCUGUGCUUAGGCCUGGUCCUGCUCUUCGCCUGGUACUGGCAAGGAAGAUCCGAGCCCAUGAUGUCUGCAGGCCCGACUCAGGCGCUGGUCCAGGACCCAGAGAAUGACACAGAUCCUCACGACACACUACUGAGAAUCAGCAGUAAAGCCAAGGCAGCCAUUCAUUUAGAAGGGAUCCACACUGAAGGUCAGAGUGUACCAGAUCAGCUGGAGUGGAGGAACGGUCAGGGUCAGGCCUUCGCUCAAGGCGGCCUACGCCUGCUCAACAACCAGAUCUCCAUCCCGAACACCGGUCUCUACUUCGUCUACAGCCAGGCGUCCUUUCGUGUGUCCUGUACCGAGGAGGAUGCGGAGGAUGCGGGCACGAGCAAGUACUUAAUGCCACUCAGCCACAGGAUCUGGCGGUACUCCGAUUCGGUGGGGCGCAAGGCAUCCCUGAUGAGCGCGGUGAGGUCGGCUUGCCAGCAGGGUGCCUCGGCCGAGAACGACCAGCGUGGCAAACAGGGCUGGUACAACGCCUUGUACCUGGGCGCCGUCUUCCAGCUCAACAAGGGCGACCGGCUGUGGACGGAGACCAAUCAGCUGUCGGAGCUGGAAACCGACGGUGGCAAGACCUUCUUUGGCGUCUUUGCACUUUGACCCCCAGCUCAAAGUGUGGCCUGCCCCGCAGAGAACUGUUCCCACGACAAGACUGUUUUUGUUUUACUGCUUAUCCUAUCUGGGUCACAGGUGAGCUGGAGUUUAUCUCAGCUGACUUUGACAAGAGGCAGGUUAACCCCGGACUGGUUGCCAGCCAAUCACAGUGGUUUAUACUAGUAUAUGGAACGAUUGAUGGAUGUAUUUGUAUUUAUUGGUUUCCUCUCUGCACGUUUAUUCAUCUACGUGAUGAUGAAGUCUUUGAAUCUCAAUGGAGAUGAACUUUAGCAUCUUUAUGAACUGUACCAGUUUACAUCUGUUGUCUAUUUAUUUGUAUUUAUUUGUAUUUAAAGCAUCGGGACACGGUGCUAUUUAUGGAGAGUAAAGUUUUUCCAUACGACAACAACAACAAAACGCCUGUGUUAUAAAUAAAUUGGGAAUAUCCGGGUACCUCAUUACAGGAUACGAUAUGCAAUACAUGGCUCGCCAUAACGAUGAUGUGAAUGUUUCCAUACAAGUUGCUCGGCAUUUGUCACAAUGCCUUCACUUCUUGAGGUCUCUAUUUUGGUUUACAUAUACAGUAAACCUCGGAUAUAUCGGACUCGGAUAUAUCGGAAAUUCGGACAGACAAUAAAAAAGAACCAAUUUUUCUGUAAUGCAUUUCCAAUAAAAAUUCAUUGCAUAUAUCGGAUUUUUUAUAACGGAUUUCGCCUAUUUCGGACAAAAUCUCCAAAUUCUUCCUACUCCUUUUGGACAUGUGGAACUGGGAACUGAUUAUGGGAUGCACUCAAUUGGAAUCUGAUGCAUGUUCAAAUGAAAUAAAACCAUUACCAUUACUUAUUUAUUUAUGCAUUUUUGGGUUGGCGGUUCAAUGCUCACUCCCCAUACCAUACCAGUGCUUAUGUCCCUGGGGCAAGAGAGUUGGUGUAUGAAUAGUUGGUGGCAGCCACGUUUCCAUCAUACUACAGUAAACCUCGGAUAUAUCGGACUCGGAUAUAUC